Aureobasidium subglaciale EXF-2481 is the source of this 1545-nucleotide messenger RNA. RefSeq lists its product as uncharacterized. Lineage: Eukaryota; Fungi; Ascomycota; Dothideomycetes; Dothideales; Saccotheciaceae. The transcript has 3 exons. The record is from RefSeq and is a predicted model, not a curated record. The coding region runs from base 203 to 1363 and encodes 386 amino acids. Gene Ontology annotation, biological process: mannitol catabolic process. Gene Ontology annotation, cellular component: cytosol. Gene Ontology annotation, molecular function: mannitol-1-phosphate 5-dehydrogenase activity.
AUGCUAUCCCUCGACCUUUUCCAUAUUUCCCAUACCUCCCUUAUAGCAAAAAACUUUCUCGCUCUCCUCCAAUACUCUCUUCGUCAAAGCCAAUACACAGCUUAGGACUGAAGCCUAUCACCACCAACCCUCAUACAGCCUUACAGCCAUACAGCCGCAUUAUAAAGCUUCUUCGUCCCCUUCUCCCAUAUCAACAUACAAAAUGUCCAACAUGAAGGCAAUCCACUUUGGUGGCGGUAACAUCGGUCGCGGUUUCGUCGCCGAAUUCUUGCACAAGUCCGGAUAUGAAGUCGUCUUCGUCGAUGUCAUGGACGCCAUUAUCAACUCCCUGCAACAGAACAAGUCAUACACCGUAACAGAAGUCGGCACAUCAGAGACCAAGUCAAAGACAAUCGACAACUUCCGCGCUAUCAACAGCAAGACCCACGAGCAGGAUGUCAUCGACGAGAUCGCGACUGCUGACGUUGUCACCUGCGCUGUCGGUCCCAACAUCCUCAAGUUCAUCGCUCCUGUCAUUGCCAAGGGUAUCGAGAAGCGCGAAAAGGAGUCACCGAUGGCCGUCAUCGCCUGCGAGAACGCCAUUGGAGCCACCGACACCCUUCGCAAGUUUAUCGAGGAGAAGCUCUCGGACUCGACGAAGUCAAAUCUCAAGGAGAAGGCUCGUUUCGCCAACAGCGCUAUUGACCGCAUCGUCCCCAUGCAGGAUGAGGGUGCUGGCCUGAACGUCAAGAUCGAGAAGUUUUACGAGUGGUGUGUUGAAAGUGAGCCUUUCCUGCCCUCGGACCCUCCAGCAAUUGAGGGUGUCCACUUCGUUGAUGACCUUUGCCCUUUCAUCGAGCGCAAGCUCUUCACUGUCAACACUGGUCACGCCACUGCUGCUUACUUCGGUUACAACCGCGGCAAGGAGUACGUUCACGAGGUGUUGCAAGACAAGGAGUUGAACGAGAUUGUACGAAACACAUUGAAGGAGACUGCUCACCUUAUUGUCAACAAGCACGAGAUCACCGAGGAGGACCAGAACGAGUACGUUGAGAAGAUCAUCAAGCGCAUCUCGAACCCUGUCCUGAAGGACAACGUCGAGCGUGUUGGCCGUGCUCCUCUUCGCAAACUGUCACGCAACGAGCGUUUCAUUGGCCCCGCUGCUCAUCUUGCUGAGAUGGGAGCCAAGUACGACGCCCUCCUUGGUGGCAUUGAGAUGUGUCUCCGCUUCCAGAACGUCGAAGGUGAUGAUGAGUCCUUCGAACUGGCCAAGAUCCUCAAGGAGAACUCUUCCAGCGAAGCCACCGAGAAGAUCACUGGCCUCGAGCCCAACCACGUUCUCUUCUCUGCGGUUGAGCAGGUCGUCAAGAAAGUUCAAGCCUGACUAUCCGAACAACGAGCCGUCCGUAGUCGCAAAGGACUAGAACGUCUUUGAUUGCCCGGGAAGUCGCUGGAUGAGGCGUUCACCGCCACGAGAUACGCAGCAUUGAAUUAUGGCAUUGGUGUUCCGGACUGGGACAAUUUGGGAGGACUUUUGUUUGAUCAGCAUGUUACCCGAUAUCAGGC